GAAUUACUUGUCACUGGAUUUCACCUAAAUUUGAAUUAUAUGAUAUUGUUUUGGAUAUGACUAACUUUCCAGAGACUCAUACCACAAUAGAAAUUGUUGAAAAAUUACAACAUCAAAUUAAAAAAUUUAAUUUAGCUCAAAAAAAUAUUAUUAGCAUUACUAGUGAUAAUGGAAGUAAUGUCAAAGCCGCAAUAUCACAAAUGCAAAUAACAAAUAUUCUGUGUACCACUCAUACACUACAACUUAGCAUUAAUCUAGAUCUUAAUUACAUUAAAAUACAAAAACAAUUAAAUCCAGAUAUUAGAGAACCACUGGAUGUAAUAAAAGAUAUUGAAACCUGCUGGAAUUCAAUCUUUCGGGCUAUUCAACAUUUAAUAUUAUUACAACCAUCUAUCAAUCAUCUUUGCAGUACGCUUCUUAAUAGUGUUAUUUCAAAUAUUCGAAAAGAUGGUGAAAAAUUAAAAGAUAGCUUACUUUCCAAUGAUGAAUUUAACAUAUGUAAUAAACUUAUCAUUAUUUUGAAACCAUUCAAUAAAGCAACUGAAAUAUUAGGAGAUUCAAAAUAUCCAACACUAAGUAUUGUAACUCCUACAAUUGAAGAGCUCAAACAAUGA
Molecule: messenger RNA, 614 nt
Organism: Acaulospora morrowiae
Lineage: Eukaryota; Fungi; Glomeromycota; Glomeromycetes; Diversisporales; Acaulosporaceae
Source: the annotation of a GenBank genome assembly